CUACUUUAUGACCACACACACCACACACUCACACACACACACACUCAGUGCUCUGGAGCUGUCCGCGCUGUCUCCGCCUCGCGCGGUUUAGCUGCUUUGUUUCACGGAGCAAAACGUCUGAGGUAAAAAAUGGACAAAUAAAGAUGAACUUUGACCUUCCAACAUCAGACAUACGUCAAAGCCUCUGAUCGAUAUCCUCCGUGCUGCCCCGGCAUCUGCCCCAUGACCAUGGAAACGGUGGUGAUUGUGGCUAUUGGAGUGCUGGCCACUAUUUUCCUAGCCUCAUUUGUGGCGUUGGUGGUGGUUUGUCGCCAUCGCUACUGCCACCCUCCUGACCUGCUGCAUCACCCAGAAUCCAAGCCUACUGUGGAUCUGAUUGGAGCAAUGGAGACUCAGAGCGAGCCAUCAGAGCUGGAGCUGGACGACGUGGUCAUUACAAACCCGCACAUAGAGGCCAUACUGGAAAACGAGGAGUGGAUCGAGGAUGCAUCGGGUUUAGUGUCUCAUUGUAUCUCCAUUCUGAAGAUAUGCCACACACUUACAGAGAAACUCGUUGCCAUGACGAUGGGCUCCGGAGCAAAGGUGAAAGCCCCGGCCAGCCUGAGUGACAUCAUCACGGUGGCCAAACGCAUAAGUCCAAGGGUAGAUGACGUUGUUCGGUCAAUGUACCCACCGCUGGACCCCAUCCUCCUUGAUGCCAGAGCCACCGCCCUGCUGCUGUCAGUCAGUCACUUGGUGCUGGUGACGCGGAACGCCUGUCACAUGUCCGGCAGCAUGGACUGGAUCGACCAAUCGCUGAACGCUGCAGAGGAUCAUAUGGUGGUGCUGAGGGAGGCAGCCUUAGCUUCAGAGCCCAUGAGAAGUCUUCCAGAACGAGAGCAGUCAAUAUGAGUCACAGACACACAUCCACACAAAAAUACUAUGGUCAAAAGUAUUGAGACACCUAGACGUUAUACUGACAUGAGUGUUUUUUGAGAUCUUAUUCUAAGUCUUUAAUCAUUAGUCUGGAGUUGGCCUCCUCUUUGCUAUAACAGCUCUAACAGCAGGUCUGGAACUUUGUAGCUGUCGAAUAAAUGGGCGUUGGGGACUUCAUAAUAUGCAUAAUAUGGCACUCAGCAUUGGCAUCUUAUUAUAGUGCCACGUUGUAUGCAUCUGUGGCAAUGGAAAUAAAUGAAAAGCCUUAUCAGUUAAUUGAAUAAGAGGUGUGUCCCAAUACUUUUGUCCAUGUAUAAAUACACAGUAAACAUUUUCACAUAAAGAGCAAUAACUUAGAGCUGGGCGAUAAUGAUAAAAUUCAAUAUUAUGAAAUCAGUGUCAGGUGAUAUUUUUUAUCAUUAAUAAAGUUAGCAAGCUGCUACUUAUAAAGUUAAUUACUGCUACUCUAUGCCAAAUUAAUAUAUUGCCUUAGCUUGUUUUGAUUUGGCAAAAUAGAAUAGAAAUAAUUAAAUAAAAACAAACCACUAACUCUAGGACUUUAAGGAAUAGACACAAUAUUCAUCACAUCAAAUAAACUGUCGACAAUAUCACUAACGAUGUAAAUCACCACUAUACCAAUAUAAUCAGAAUAUUGCCCAACCCCAUACAUAUUCAUAUUCUUUGUAAAAACACUUUUUCUUCUUCUCAAAUAAUCAUUUCUUUGUUUAAUCUGUUACAUUCUGUAAGAUAGUUACAAUCACAUUGUUUAGUUUCACUCACAUCAGCCAUUAGGGUGAAUAAGCUGAAACAAUCAAAGACUUGUGUACAAUCCUUAUUUUGCACAUCUGAUUCAGAUAAAUAUGUAUCUAUUCAAGUGAAUUUGUAUUUUAGCAAGCAGGCCAAAGGUCACUAUUAGCCCUUUUCAACCAAUAGAACUCUGGUUUAGGAACUGGUUCUGUUCAUGCUUGUAAAAAUCUUGGAUCUUCUUGAUGCCAUAGUAGAAAUACUCACACACCUCUAUUACACGCUUCUGUAACUUUGCUCAAAGAAUUCCCUGUAGCACUUUUAUUUUUUAAAUGUUGUUUGACUAAGUAGCAGAUCCUUGUAAUUUAACCAGAAAAUGGGUGUGGCUUAAGGCAGAAAUAAUUAAGUGUGGUUAUGGAAAUAGGUGAAUUUACUGCCCACAAUGCAUAGACGUUUAAGUAAGAAGCGCUGAAUAAUUGAUAUGCUUGUUAAAAAAAUAUUAGACAUAACUUCAGUGAAAUUCAAAAGCAACAAUUCAGACAAUCACUCAUCCACACACUUUCACAUUCCUUUCUCUGUGGCCCGUAAUCUUGAUCCUGAGUCACAUGAAGGUUAAAUCCACUCUAAUUCUCACACUUGACCACACAACCACACACAACACAGAGCACAAAUAUAACAAGUUCUUAAAGCAAUACUACCAUAUUUUUACAGUUUUAUCUGCCGCAUGAAAUUUAGCAUACAAUCAACCACAGUAACAAAUUUAGAUUUUUUUAGAUUAGAUUUGAUUACCAAUAAGAGCCUGGAGACACAUAGUAGAAGUCAGUGGGCAUAUAGAAGUUGCAGCAUAUAGGACCACACUCCCACUAGCUUCAGUUAUAACAGCAAUAAUUGAGUAACUACAUUUAAACACUUAGUUACAGGAUUGUCGGUCCAGUAUACUCUACAGUAGGAGCCAAUGACUGUGGAAAAGUAUGGGAGCUGUGGUUACAUUCCCUUCUUUUCUAUAGAGAUAAAGGCAAAAAAAUUCCACCAUGUUGGAAAAUUUGCAAUCUGUGCAGUACAGACCAGACCUACCCACGCAAAUGAUAGACCCACCCCCCUUCUUUUAGGCCAAGUGUGUGUCUCAGACUGCCUUCACUGAGUUUACAGCACACUCUAAGGACCAGAAGCAAAGCAGAUUUUCCACUAUAUACCCAAUAUCUGUUUGCUGCUAAGACUAAACAAAACACUGUGCAUUUAAAAGUGCCUUGUGUCUGCACGGCUCAGACACUCCCACCCGUAACACAAAACACAAAUAUGUAGAUUGCAUAACUAUGCCAAGUAUUAUUGGCUUCAUGUGAUAUAUGGCUUAUAAUUCAUUAUAAAGCUGAUUUCACUGCAAACAUUCAAUUGAUUUUAUUUGACCAAGUUUGUGAUGUGUCCAAAACCUGAAAACUGAAAACUCAGUUUUCCUUCCUCCUUUUCUUUUUGUUUGCUCCAUUUUUAUGUGUAUAGUCUUUAUCUUUGAUUUACUAUGGCUUCUUUUUAUUUUAUCUGCAACAACAUAAUUUACACAGUUGCUGUGUUCAUGGAAUAUAUUGUUGAUGUCAUGCAAAAACCUUAUAUCCACAUUUUUGUUACAAUGUGUAUCUGACCAGUUGUGUUUUUAUAAAGUUGUUUCAAUUGAAUGGACCAAUAGAAAUACUUGUAAAUCACAAGGAAAAUGCUUUUACAUAAAUGUCCAUUUAGAAAGCAGACUUCUGCUGAAUAGUUGCUAUUCUGAAGAUGAAAGGUUUUUGCAGGACAGCAACAAUAUAGCAUUAUAUAUUAUUUAUAUGGACAAAAGUAUUGGAACACCUACACAAUACACCUACAGGAGCUCACAGUCUAGCAUGUACCUUAACUCAAUAAGCAUGAUAAUGGAGUUGGUCCUCACUUUGCUAUGAUCUAUGAAACAGCAGGUUUUGACUCAUUGAGUGAGGUUAUUGAAUCAGCAGACCAUUGACGGCCAUUGUGGUUCUGUGGUAAUCAGCAUUUGGAUACCCUGGUCUGUAAUUUACAUGGUCAGACACUUUGGCCCAAUCCCAUUUCACCCCUUGGCCCUACCACUAAGCCCUACUCCUCCGUUUUGCAUAUGUAGGGGUAGGGUGUUCCAAUCCUUGUUAGGCUCUACAGGUAGUGUUAGUGCUACAUGAUCAUUCAAACAGAGAUUUAAAUCCACAAAUUAAGUAUUUUUUCUUGUUAAAAAUGACGAAAACCACUAUAUUACCAAAGUUUAUAGUGUAGUUUCAAUGUUUUAAGACCAUUUUCUUCAUAACAGGCAUAACAAUCGCUAGUAGUUCUCUAGCUAACUUUCCUGUUCCACCUUAAAUGAUGCAACAGACAGCAGAGGCUUUAGCAUUGUAGAACAGAAACAAAAGUUCAAAAAAACUAAUUUCAGCUUCCCAUCACAUAGGAAUUAGUGAAUGGAUGAUAAUAGGUAAUUGCUCAAAAACAAGAAAUGGGAUUGGGCCUUUGUUUCUGAGUUUCCUAAAUCCUUACAAAUCUUUUCAAUAAUACCACUCACUCACAGCUAAAGGUGGACCAUCUAGAAGGGGAAAUUUUAUCAGCUUGCAAAAGUAGCAUGGUAUUACCAUGCUGGAAUUAUCGCUCAAAUAUGGCUUGGAUACAAUAAUCAGAAAUCUGAUUUUAUGUGGUUUCUAGCUGUCCAGACUAUCAUAAAUCAGAUUAUAUUUAAUAAAUUAAAUUUGCACUGGCAAUCUGAAUAUUCUGAGCCUUAGAACAACCAAUCAUUUUACUAAUAUUUGUUUUUUGUGAUUAAGGAGGUUAGGUGCUCAGUGUUAUUUAUACACCUGUAGCAGUAAGACUGAAAGAAACAACUUAACUCCUGAGUGUCCCAAUACUUUAGUCUAUAUAGCGUCCAAAUAAUAGAGAUGAAAUACAUGUUUAAACAGAUGUGUGUUGCUGUUCCCUUUCUGAUUCACUGCUUGUUGUUCUUUCUUUUUCACAUGUACAGCUAAAUUAAAGUUUCGUAGAGAAAUGA
Astyanax mexicanus (Mexican tetra) is the source of this 4681-nucleotide messenger RNA. RefSeq names its product transmembrane protein 98 (gene tmem98). Gene Ontology annotation, cellular component: endoplasmic reticulum. Bases 223 to 891 code for a protein of 222 amino acids. The record is from RefSeq and is a predicted model, not a curated record. The transcript has 7 exons. NCBI's taxonomy places the organism in Eukaryota, Metazoa, Chordata, Actinopteri, Characiformes, Acestrorhamphidae.